AAAUUCGAAUUGAAUACAUCUCCGUAAUAAAGAAAAAAGAUGAGUACGYAAGGAUAAUUUCGUAAUUGAGAUAUAUAAAAUAAAAAAUACAAAGUCCUCUGGCGGUAAAUCCAGAAACUGCUGCGAAACACACUCAAUCUCGAACCUAUAAAAAACCUACCUUUCGUCUCUCCAUCUUGGCCUCGUAAUUUCGCUUUCAACUGAAAUCAUCUUGAAAUCUCCUUCCCGAUAAGUCUUCUUUGUUUCUGUUCUCAUCUUCUUCUAUUUUCUGAUUUUCUCAUUUCUGUGUAAUCGAAAGAAUGGAAGCUUUUUCAUCUUUUUCUCCGUUUCAGUCCACAUCUCGGGGUGGCUGGAGCUAUGAAUCCCUAAAGAAUUUCCGGCAAAUCUCUCCGCUCGUUCAGAACCAUCUGAAACAGGUUUAUCUUACGUUAUGUUGCGCGCUGAUAGCUUCGGCCAUAGGAGUUUAUUUGCAUCUCCUUUGGAACAUUGGUGGCUUGCUGACAACGCUGGGAUGUAUGGGUAGCAUCGUAUGGCUACUCUCCACUCCUCUAUAUGAAGAGAGGAAAAGGGUGGGUCUCUUGAUGGCAGCGGGUCUCUUUGAAGGGGCUUCUGUGGGUCCUCUCAUUGAUGUGGUUAUCCGCAUUGAUCAAAGAAUUCUGAUUAGCGCAUUUGUGGGGACUUCUGUGGCCUUUGGAUGUUUCUCAGCUGCAGCCAUGUUAGCCAGGCGUAGGGAAUUCCUUUACUUGGGAGGUUUGUUGUCUUCUGGCUUGUCCAUUCUCUUGUGGUUGCAUUUUGCGUCCUCCAUCUUUGGAGGUUCCACAGCCAUUUUCAAGUUUGAGUUAUAUUUUGGGCUUUUGGUGUUCUUGGGGUACAUGGUGGUGGACACCCAGGAGAUAAUUGAGAGGGCACACUUGGGAGAACUUGACUACGUAAAACACGCCUUGACUCUCUUCACCGAUUUUGUUGCCGUUUUUGUCAGAGUUCUUGUAAUCAUGUUGAAAAAUGCCGGUGAAAGGGAGGAGAAGGAGAAAAGGAAGCGGAGAAAUUAAUCUUCAUCAGAGUACUUGCGAGCUUAUUAUUAACACAUUGCAUAUAUACACGAGCUCAUAGUUUUGGAAUGUUCAAAAAAUCUUAUGCAAAUGAUGUUGAAAAGUCAGUUCUAAUCGCUUCAAUUAGUUGAUAAAUUUGUAUGUAGUUGGUAAUUUCAAAAAUCUUAUGAAAAUGAUGUUGAAAAGUCUGUGCUAAUCUCUUUAAUCAGUUGAUGAUAAAUUUCUAUGUAGUUGAUAAUUUCAUAUA
Messenger RNA from Nelumbo nucifera (sacred lotus), 1296 nucleotides. RefSeq names its product bax inhibitor 1. Gene Ontology annotation, cellular component: membrane. NCBI's taxonomy places the organism in Eukaryota, Viridiplantae, Streptophyta, Magnoliopsida, Proteales, Nelumbonaceae. The record is from RefSeq and is a predicted model, not a curated record.